AUGUCUCCCUCCCUGCGGCCUGCGCCCGGCCGCUCCCUUUCCCAUCCCGACACACUCCGCUUCCGCUUAGGCAUCGGGCCCCAGGGGGGGCAACGAGCCCGCCCCCGGGCACAGAUCCUACCCCGCAUGGCUCUGAACGACGGCGGCAGAUCCGUGGAGCAGUUCCGGCCGUCGAUCCUGUACCCAGACCUGCGCGUCCUGGAGCGCACCUGGGAGCCGUCUGCAGGCGCCCCAAAGGGGGGAUUACUGAUGGUGCAUGGUGGCAUGUGGCACUCCGGCUGGUUCGGGCCCUUUGGGGAUGCUGUGUGCGACGCCGCCGGAGUGCGCGUCACCGCGCUGGACCUCCCGUCCCACGGCAAGUCCGACGACAUCGAGGGGUACCGCGGCUACACCAGCCGUUUCAAAGACUUCGUGGAAGAGGCGGGGGCCACCCUGGACCGCCUGCGGGCGUCGCUGCCCGAUGGCGCGCCGGUCGCGGUGCUGGGGGAGUCCAUGGGCGGCCUGGUGACCCUGCUGCUUGCUCUGGAGCCCGGCGUGGCGGAGAAGAUCAGGGGCCUGGUCCUCCUGGCGCCGCUUAUUCGCCCCGCGGCUGCCGUCAUGCCGCCCAAGCCCGUGGUCGCGGUCGUCAAGCUGAUCGGCAGGCUGUUCCCGCGGCUGGUGAUGCCCGGCAACGAGCUAUCCGGCGAGAGCUUCGACCUGGCCUUCGGCGACGCGGAGGUCGCUGAGAUGGCCAAGCGGGACCCCCUGGUGCAGUACGGCGAGGACGUGAGGAUCGGCACCAUGGCCGGCGCGCUGAGCGCCUGCGACGAGCUGGAGAGCCGGUUCGGGGAGCUGGCCGUGGGCAGCGUGGUCGUGCUGCAGAACGAGGGGGACGUGAGGACGGAGAUCGCGCGCAGUGAGGACAUGCUCGGGAGGAUCGGGCGGGUGCGCGACAGGGAGCUAGUGAGGCUGCCCGGCACUGCGCACCAACUGUUUCAGGACGCGCCGGGGGUCAGGGAGGAGAACGUGGCCAGGGUGGCCAAGGUUGUGAGGAAGAUGUGCGCCUGA
Molecule: messenger RNA, 1047 nt
Organism: Ostreobium quekettii
Lineage: Eukaryota; Viridiplantae; Chlorophyta; Ulvophyceae; Bryopsidales; Ostreobiaceae
Source: the annotation of a GenBank genome assembly